CCCAGCCCUUCUCGCUCGCCCCUCAGUGCCCCCCCGGCCCCUCACACGUGUCAGGGGCUGGCCCCUUGCCUCCCCAAGGAAGGGCAGGUUAAUACCUCAGGGCAAGGCUCCCGUGUGCCAUUCCGCAUCCAACCUCCGGCAGCUCCUCCGCAGCCAUGGACGGGAUUUCCUCCGCCUUGCCACUCUCUUUGCUGCUUCUCCUCCAGAGCUGUGGAGUCUGGGGGGCACCUCCUCAGCCCAGAGGCACCCUGUGCAGAACCAAACCCACAGACCUGGUGUUCAUCAUUGACAGCUCUCGGAGCGUGCGCCCGCAAGAGUUCGAGAAAGUCAAAGUCUUCCUGUCGCGGGUGAUCGAGGGGCUGGAUGUGGGUCCCAACUCCACGCGGGUCGGGGUCAUCAAUUAUGCCAGUGCAGUCAAGAACGAGUUCUCCCUCAAGACUCACCAAACCAAGGCCGGGCUCCUGCAGGCGGUCCGGAGGAUAGAGCCACUCUCCACGGGGACCAUGACCGGCUUGGCCAUCCAGUUUGCCAUCAGCCGGGCCUUCAGUGACUCAGAAGGGGCCAGGCUCAGAUCUCCCAAUAUCAAUAAGGUGGCGAUUGUUGUGACCGACGGACGCCCCCAGGACGGAGUGCAGGACGUGUCAGCGAGGGCCAGGCAGGCUGGCAUUGAGAUCUUUGCCAUCGGGGUUGGCCGGGUGGACAUGCACACACUGCGGCAAAUCGCAAGCGAGCCCCUGGACGACCACGUGGACUACGUGGAGAGCUACAGCGUCAUAGAGAAGCUGACCCACAAGUUUCAAGAAGCGUUCUGUGUGGUGUCCGACCUAUGUGCCACUGGCGACCACGACUGCGAGCAGAUCUGUAUCAGCACUCCGGGAUCGUACAGGUGUGCUUGUAAAGAGGGCUUCACGCUGAACAACGAUGGGAAGACCUGCGGUGCUUGCAGUGGUGGGUCAGGAUCUGCCCUGGAUCUCGUUUUCCUGAUCGAUGGCUCCAAGAGCGUUCGGCCAGAGAACUUCGAGCUGGUGAAGAAAUUCAUCAACCAAAUUGUGGAAUCCUUGGAGGUGUCAGAGAAACAGGCACAGGUUGGCCUGGUUCAGUACUCCAGCUCUGUCAGGCAGGAGUUUCCUCUGGGACAGUUCAAGAACAAGAAGGACAUCAAAGCAGCAGUCAAGAAAAUGGCCUACAUGGAGAAAGGCACCAUGACAGGCCAGGCUCUGAAGUACCUCGUGGACAGUUCCUUUUCCAUCGCUAACGGAGCCAGGCCUGGGGUUCCCAAGGUGGGCAUAGUCUUCACAGAUGGACGGUCACAAGAUUACAUCACUGAUGCUGCUAAGAAAGCCAAAGAUUUAGGCUUUAGGAUGUUUGCUGUGGGAGUUGGUAACGCGGUGGAGGAUGAGCUGAGGGAAAUUGCUUCCGAACCAGUAGCUGAGCACUACUUCUACACAGCCGACUUCAGAACCAUCAGCAACAUUGGGAAGAAGCUGCAAAUGAAAAUCUGCGUUGAGGAAGAUCCAUGUGAAUGUAAAUCUAUUGUGAAGUUCCAGACAAAAGUAGAAGAACUCAUCAAUACAUUGCAACGGAAAUUGGAAGCUGUGGCUAAAAGGAUUGAAGCCCUGGAGAAUAAGAUCAUCUAAGACCACAAAAAAGUUUUAUUUCCUUCUUUCCUGAUGUAACAAAACUAGAAUUCCUUCCUUUGUACGGAGGGCAGCUCAGCCACAGCGCUAUGGCCAGCUUGUAUUUCUUUUAAAGAGUCUAGUCUACCUGCAUUUGUUUAAAAAGGAAAAAGUAGAGCAGUAGAGCAGACAUUGUAUAACAGGCAGAGCACCGCGUGGCUGAGAGCUAGACCAUGCUCAUGUUCACUGCAUCGUAUAGAGUGCAUAUACAAAAAAAUUGGGAAGAUUUGUUUUUGAUUUAAAGCUUAAUAUAUAUGUGUGUGUUAAAAAGUACUUGAUUACUGUGAAUCCUUGCUGAGUUCUUCUGCAUCUUCUGUUUGUACGCAUGAGGUAAUUUAAUUUAAAAGUCAAAGUGACUUAAAAUCAAUUCAGAUGCUGUGUAAAAAGUGAACCGGAACGGCUGAUGGGCUUAUUAUUGUAAACAUGAACCAUUUGUCAGUUAGUAGGUGAAAUAUAGUAAUGAUCAGCAUCACAGAUAAGAUAGAUUAGGAUGCUGCUGCUCAUUGGGUUUAUUCAUAGCUACUGUAAAAUACAGAAAGACAAAAAGCUCAGCCUUCCUAGCUAGCAGCUGUUCUCAUGAUGUUUGAGUGAAGCAGCUCCUGUCUGAGCAAGACCCGUUCUGGUGACGUCCUGAGAUGACGUACAAUGAGCCUGCAGUCGUGGCUCUGCAGGACAAGGCAGCACUGUUAGCACCAGCCCGAUGUGCUCCUCAGCUCUCUGCUCUCCACACCCACAACUCGAGCUCCUAUGGAGAACCCAGGGAACUGCUGCUGAAGUUGCUGCCGAUGGAAGCGGUGCCUUCAUCACUGCGGUGACCGCCAGCUCCUUCCUCAGCCCUCUUCACACCUCAACAGCCAGUCAGCCUAUUUCAGCAUCCUUCAGACAUCCUUUCCUGGAUGUGGAUUCCCAGCGCUGGCAAGAAAAAAAAAAAAAUAAAAGCACAGUGUGGGCCAGAAGCAUCCUGCUGCCUGUCUGCUAGAGAUGUAGCAUGGCUGGGAGCAGAGUGAGGAUGAUUACACGACACGAUGCUGCGCCACUGAAUGUGAGCACAAGGGGUUGAGUUUGGAGGGGUUUGUUUUUGUUUGGGUUUUUUUUUGGGGGGGGCAGGGGGGUUGUAUCAAAAUAUUUAUACUUGAGACUAUGUGAAAAGCUUUUCAGGAUGACCUGGCCUGUUCAGAAAUUAUGCCAUUGCAGAUGUUUUCUGGGUAAAUAUUAAAAGUUUGCUAAAAACUUUUAAAAUGAUUUUAAAUUUAUUUAUUUGCAUAAAGUUUGAUUCCAUUCCUG
Phasianus colchicus (ring-necked pheasant) is the source of this 2960-nucleotide messenger RNA. RefSeq names its product matrilin 1 (gene MATN1). Gene Ontology annotation, molecular function: calcium ion binding. The record is from RefSeq and is a predicted model, not a curated record. NCBI's taxonomy places the organism in Eukaryota, Metazoa, Chordata, Aves, Galliformes, Phasianidae.